Molecule: messenger RNA, 2517 nt
Organism: Megalobrama amblycephala (Wuchang bream)
Lineage: Eukaryota; Metazoa; Chordata; Actinopteri; Cypriniformes; Xenocyprididae
Gene: timm17b
Product: translocase of inner mitochondrial membrane 17 homolog B (yeast)
Exons: 6
Coding region: 91-600 (169 amino acids)
Biological process (GO): protein import into mitochondrial matrix
Cellular component (GO): mitochondrial inner membrane; TIM23 mitochondrial import inner membrane translocase complex
Molecular function (GO): transmembrane protein transporter activity
Source: RefSeq, a predicted model, not a curated record
GCAACGUUUAUACAUCAUGCCCUAGUUCAUUGGUUCUGAACCUUCUGUCACGGAAAAAUUGCGUAACCGCUCUGACGUCAGCUGUUUAUCAUGGAGGAAUAUGCCCGUGAACCCUGUCCAUGGAGGAUAGUUGAUGACUGUGGAGGUGCAUUUACCAUGGGGGCCAUUGGAGGGGGGGUGUUCCAGUCUGUUAAAGGCUUUCGGAACGCACCUGUGGGUGUACGACACAGGCUAAGAGGGAGCGCAAAUGCUGUGAGAGUAAGAGCACCACAAAUUGGAGGUAGUUUUGCUGUGUGGGGUGGACUCUUUUCCACCAUAGACUGUGGUCUUGUGCGUUUACGGGGUAAGGAAGACCCUUGGAACUCUAUCACCAGUGGAGCCAUGACUGGAGCUAUACUGGCUGCACGCAGUGGUCCCCUAGCCAUGGUGGGCUCUGCAAUGAUGGGGGGAAUUCUGCUUGCACUAAUCGAGGGCUUUGGGAUACUUCUUACUAGAUACACAGCACAGCAGUUUCAGAAUCCCAGUCCUUUUGUGGAGGAUCCGAGUCAGCUUCCCCCGAAAGAAGGCCAAGAGACACGUGGUUAUGGACAGUAUCAGUAAAUCCACUGUGUUACAGUGGAGACUGUAAUAUUAUAGACUGUGAAAAAAAAGAGGAUUGUUAGAAGUUUAGGACCCUCUUCAUAGUUUACAGUACCCUCCAGAGACAGGGGAUACUCCUGAACCUUUUAUCCUCUAUGGAGUGGUGCAGGGAUGAUGUAUUUUUGUAGGCCAAACCUGGAAACAAGUUAGCAUUUUAGCACUUCUGGUUCCAUCGUCCUAAAGUCAAUGGGUUUUUUUAAUGGGUUUUUGGUUAAAUGCUUGAAAUAAGGUCUGUGGUGAACACAAACUCAAGAUAUUUUUCAAUUUUAUUCUACAAUAUAAAAUAUAUCAGUAAUAUCCUCCUGUGUUUUUCUUUUUUUACUUUUAUUUGUGUAGUUGUUACUAACAAAUGGCUAAAUGGAACUACAGAGGUUUUGGGGACAUUCAACAUCAUCAGCCAAACAGGUUAUCUCAUCUACGCACUAGUCUGCUUCCACAGCCUUGUUAUGUUCGUCAGGGUUGCCAGGUUUUCACAACAAAACCCGCCCAAUUGCUAUUCAAAACUAGCCCAAUCGCUUUUCAGGGUGGGUCCCACGGUAAAAAUUGCGUUCUGGGGGAUAAAAUCUGAAUUUUUGGAGGGGCUCCUCAGGUAAAAGUCACAUUCUGGGGGCUAAAUAUAACGUUAUCUAGGGUCACUUCAACCCGCGGACAUGAAAAACAACCCUCAACAACAGUGUAAAAGUAGUCCAAUUCCACGGGAAAACCGCGGACUUGGCAACACUGAAAAUCAUACUCUUGCAAACUAUUAUAACUCUAACUUUCAGGGAAAAUGAUUUAAACAAAGACUAAAAGAGUUGUCAGAAACUUAGUGAUGGUGAUGCUGAAGUCAUGCGACUGUGGUGUACAGUAGUUCGAUUAUAGCCUAAAGUUGUAUUCACUUGUGAAAAUUAUCACGAUGAACAAAUGUGUAAGAAUCAUAAGCUUUUGUUAGUCACAGACCUUAUUUUCUGCAAUAAUCCAAAAGUCAAAGGAAAAAUACUUUUAAGGAUAAUGCCAACUUCCGGGUUGGCAUACAAAAAUAUGUCAACCCUGCACCACUCUAUUAGAUGGCCACUCAGGGGAAAGUAGUAAGUAAUUUUCUAUUGUGUAUGAAUUGUAAUAUAUACUUGUAUUUUCUCCUGUUGCAAAGGGAAAAUGUCACCCAAAGAUUUGUCAAGUUUAUACAGGCUUGUUUGAACACUUCUUACUAAGACUAAUAUACGGUAUAAAUGUGUGCUAGAAAAUGACUCUCCAUUACAGCACUUUUCAUUUAGCCGGACUAACUAAAUCAGUUGGAGAUAUUCCAGGAAUGUAAUUAAUUGCAAUGUUGCAAGAAGACUUGAAUAAUAAUUCCUAUGAAAGUUCAUUUUGAAAUCAUUCAGUGUUAUGCAAACAAGGCUAUGCAAAGUUGCAGUACAUUUUUAUAUUACAUUUAUCUUAAUCUAAUACAUGAUUUGGACUCUUGAUUUACCAACAGCCUCUUUAGAUUUUGCUUUAGAUCUUCAAAGUUAUUCAAAUUCAAAUUGAGAUUUUUCAGAGAUUUUGAAUAUUUUCCAUUCCAAUUACAUAGCAUCUCCUGCAUUCUUUACUGAUAAACUGAAAUGAAUUAAUCUAUAAUACAUAAUGUGCAGUCAAAAAAGACACUGUUGUUGAAGUUGAUAUUCAACUUUAAUGUUCCUCUACCAAAUUAAAUUUAUGUCAUUCAAUUUCUCCAGUUUGGUACCAGUAAUUUUCCUACUCUCUAUAACAAUCUUUGUGUAAUGUCUUGUAGUUUUUUUUUUUUUUUUUUUUUUUUUUUUGAUGGAUUAUUUAUUUUUUGAAGCACAAUAGAGGCAAGAAUAAGAGAAUAUGUAUGUAUAAGUAACCUGUCUCAAUAAAGUAUUUUAUGGUUGAUGCAUA